AGUGCACAAGUAGAAAUUGUGUCGAUGUUCGAUGUUAUUUUCUUCUAAGUCACUGCAAACAGUACUACCACCCCGAUCUGGUGUAUUGCAUCAAUAUACUUGAACUUUGUAUGUUCACCUUUAAUGUUGUGACUAGACUGCCCGGAUUUAGUUUAAUUGGCAUGCAUUCAAAUUAGUUAAUGUUUACCAACGCGCGAUUUAAAAUACAUCGGCACGGGCAACAAACAGCUGAUCAAAAGGCUUGGAAGAUUCUAUCAGAUUCACAUUGCAUCAGUAUAUUAACAGACUUAGCGAGUGAAACAUGGCUAUCAGAAAGAGGAGUGCACUGAGGAAAGCGCUUAAAAUGAAAGAUUGCAUAAGAUUUAAGAAUAUUCUUCACAAGUAUCCUAUAACUACGACAAACUAUUUCUUUGUUCUGCCAAUCCAUGAUAAGAAUAAGUACUAUAAGCAAUGCAAUAGGCAGCUUAACUGUGAGUGGGGACGCAGAAGAAAAGUCGAGCUUAAACAACUGGAAGCGGUUACAUCAUUACCACCCUACAUAAUCCUGGAAAGUGCUUGUUCAGAUAGAGUUAAAGUGAUUGCGUAUUGUUCAUUGUCCAAGAUUCCGUCAUGUGCCAGAAGAUGUUUGCUAGAAGUAAUAGUAAGAGACGAUCAUUGCUACUAUCUAAACAUUGAGAAUAUCUUUGUCGAAACAAGAGAUUUUCAAGUGAUGGGAUUAAAAUUUCAGUACAGUUUCUAUCAGUCAAAAAUAGAUAUCCGCGAAAAGCAAACUAACAUCAAAGAAUAUGAAUAUUAUUACGAAUAUGAGCAGGAGAAAUCUCCUGAAAUGAUAAAAAAAUUCUUUGUAACCCGAAGUCCCCACGAUUGGAUUACGAAAGAGCAGAGCAAACUAAACGAGGACUUGUACUUUCAACGUCAAAACUACUACUACUAUUACUACUAUAAUGAGGAUGAGGAUGAUGACACUUACUAUCAACAACGGAGUGUACAGCCACGCAAAGCUUAUGAUGGUCCUCCACCAGAUACAUCUAACGAACCAUACGUUGUUGCCCCAAUCCACCAUCAUCCUGAACUGAAGGAACAAUGCGUUCGCUUGAUUAACACCGAAUGGCCGAGAUCACGUAUGGCUCGUUUUAUGAGUUUCGAAACUUCUACGGAUACCCUGCCCAUAACGUUGGUGCUUGCUCAAAUGAUUAAUGGGGAAAAUGUAGUUCUUGGACACGCGAAACUGUCUCCAGUUCUCGGUGAUAUUGAUGCUGCAUAUCUGGAGUCAGUUGUCGUAGACUAUCGCUAUCGUGGCCGCGGUAUUGGAACACAUCUGGUAACAGAAGCAGAACGGUAUUGUAGCAGAAUUCUUAAUAUUAACAACAUUUACUUAUCAACCGACGGUCAGGAAGUAUUUUAUGCUAAGUUAGGUUACAUGUUUUGCAAAGCUAUAAAUCUUUUUGGAACGAACGCCAUAAGGAAAACACCAAGCAAAAAGCAUUGGAUGAAGAAAAUUUUCUCAGAUUGGGAAGUAGAGGAAAUUGAAGAUGGCGGCAACAGUAACGCUUUAGAUAAAAAUGAAUGCUUCUUACAUUCUAAAAAAUGCGACGAUGAAAUGGACAAUUGUAACAAAGUAGUACAUCCGAUGCUGAAUAUCAAUGAGCUGAUUCGUAACAUUAGGCGUGUUGUUUACAAUCAUUCGUUUAAAAGAGAGGAUACGAUUUGUGAUUUAUUGUUGACUAUGCAUUCUAUCUGA
Messenger RNA from Ochlerotatus camptorhynchus, 1741 nucleotides. RefSeq lists its product as uncharacterized. Gene Ontology annotation, molecular function: acetyl-CoA binding; N-acetyltransferase activity. The record is from RefSeq and is a predicted model, not a curated record. The coding region runs from base 302 to 1741 and encodes 479 amino acids. Gene Ontology annotation, cellular component: cytoplasm. Gene Ontology annotation, biological process: protein acetylation. Lineage: Eukaryota; Metazoa; Arthropoda; Insecta; Diptera; Culicidae. The transcript has 3 exons.